Striga hermonthica is the source of this 549-nucleotide messenger RNA. The record is from the annotation of a GenBank genome assembly. NCBI's taxonomy places the organism in Eukaryota, Viridiplantae, Streptophyta, Magnoliopsida, Lamiales, Orobanchaceae.
AUGGGCUUUCUAAGGGAACACGUGAACCCGGCCCAACUCAUCGGCCACGCCUCCGAGCUUGGCGGCCGCGCCGUCGGCACUUCCUUCCUCAGAUGGGUGGCCUCCUUCGCCGCCAUCUACUUGUUGAUCUUGGACCGGACAAACUGGAGAACAAAUAUGCUGACCUCACUUCUCAUCCCUUACAUCUUCUUCAGUUUUCCCCACGUCCUGUUCCACUUUCUUAGGGGAGAAGUCGGUAAAUGGAUUGCAUUUGUUGCUGUUGUGCUUAGGCUUUUCUUCCCCAGACAUUUCCCAGACUGGCUGGACAUGCCGGGUUCGUUGAUUCUUCUGCUGGUGGUUUCGCCCGAUUUUUUUGCCCACACGGUGAGAGACCACUGGGUUGGGGUGGCAAUUUGUCUUGCCGUAGGUUGUUAUUUACUGCAGGAGCAUAUCCGAGCAUCUGGAGGCUUCCGGAACUCCUUCACGCAGAGCCAUGGUAUCUCGAACACGCUCGGGAUUGUCUUCCUGCUGGUGUUCCCCAUUUGGGCCUUACUGAACCACGUUAUCUAG